Molecule: messenger RNA, 1014 nt
Organism: Gavialis gangeticus (Gharial)
Lineage: Eukaryota; Metazoa; Chordata; Crocodylia; Gavialidae
Gene: RRS1
Product: ribosome biogenesis regulator homolog
Exons: 2
Coding region: 34-780 (248 amino acids)
Source: RefSeq, a predicted model, not a curated record
GCUGCCCCUUCCCGGCCGCUAGCACGUGGAGCCAUGGCGGCCCCGCGCGCGGAGGAGCUGCUGGCGGGCGCGGAGCCCGUGGCUCUGCCGACGCGGAGCGUGGUGGUGCACAAGGAGCUGGAGCUGGACUUCGACCUGGGCAACCUGCUGGCGCGGGACGCCAACCCGCCACCCCGCGCCGCCGCCGCCCAGCGGGAGACCGCGCUGCGGGCGCUGGCCCGGGACAACGCGCAGCUGCUGGCGGCCGACCCGCUCGAGGACCAGCUGGGCCGGCAGCGGCGGGAGAAGCGCGAGCGCGUGGCGCGCAACGAGCUCAACCGCCUGCGCAACCUGGCACGCGCCAGCAGCUUCCACCCCACGGGCCACCAGGGCCGCCAGGAGCUGGGCCGCGCUGCCUGUCUGGCCCGCGCCUCCACUGCCUCACUCGGUCGCUUCCAGCCGCGCCUGCCCCGGGAGUCACCUCUGCCCCCACCCCGCAGCACUGGCAGUGGUAAGAAGAAGCGGCGCUUCGCACCGCUGCUGGGUGACCUGGCAGCUGAGCGUGGGCGGCAGCUGGAGCUGGUGCGCACGCUGGCCAAGCCACUGCCACUGGACGUGGCACGUGCCACCAACAAGCAGCUGCGCCAGGAGGACGCCGAGGCGGCGUCAACAGGUCGCGCCAAGGGCCGCAAGCGCAGCGAGCGUGGAAAACGGGCACGAGGGCGGGGCAUCCCACAGCAGCGCCGCCGGGGGCAGCAGAAGCAGCAGCGCCCAGCUGGGGGCAAAAGAAGGAAGCACUGAGGAUGGCCCAGGCACUGCCUGGGAUUCCUCCCCACCCAUUGUGUCUGGGGGAGGGCAGUCUCUCCCAGCCCAGAGUGGAGUUGGGGUCCCCCCCAAGAGACAGGGGGCACAGGACUGAGCCAGAAAGACUUGCUCCCCAUUUAUAUGACAGGCCUCCCAUUCUCAUUUCUCUUCUUGUGGCUGCUCUCAGAGGCUGGAGAUGCUUUAGCAGGACUGACUGGUUACAGACAACAC